GCAGCUGAAGAAGCAUGUGGACACGAUAAUGGAGAACGAGGCCUUCUUCUGGAAGACGCAGGAUGGCAUAGUGCUCAUGGUGUUUUCGUGUUCCGCCCCGUCCUGCGCCACAUGCAGUCGCUCAUCAACGAGCGCUUCGCCCUCCUCCAGCGCAGCCUCGUGUCGGAGGCGGAGAACAGGGGGGUGUCGGUGCUCAUGAUGGGGUACAUCAGCCACGAGCUGCAGCACCCCCUCGCCUCGCUCUCGCUGCACCUCCACCACGCCGCCGCCGCCAUCGCGCGCCUUGCCCUGCUGCACCCCAAGCCCCCCACCCCCUCUGCCGCCCUCUCCCCCGCCCUCCUCACUCCUGACGCUGCCCUGGGCGGAAGCGGGUUCGACGGGGGAGUGGGGGGGACGGAGGGGGGAGGGUGGGGGGGAGGAGGGGACAAGGAGGAGGAGGCGGGGGCAGGGGCGGCGGAGGCGGUGGGGAAGGCGCGGGUGUGUGGCGAGCUGAUGAGCACGGUGGUGGGCGACGUGGCCAACCUGCGCAACAUUGAGCUCGGCCGCAUGAUGCUGGCUGUGGAGCUCGUUGACGUCCAAGACCUCGUGCAGCAGGUGUGUGGGGGGGUGCUGGGCGGUGCUGAUUGGUGUGUGGGGUCUCAUGCUGGAGGGGUGCUGCUAAGAGGUGCUGCUGGUGAGCCGCCGGUGCUGAGUGUGGUGGCGCCGAGGGUUCCGGAGGGCGUGCAGCUGCGGGUGGACGUGGAUCCGAGCAUUGAGGCGCGCCAACUCGACAAGCACCGCCUGCAGCAGACUGCACAGCUGCUGUCUUCCGCCCCUGCCCGUGCCACUCUCUUUCCCUGCCGUUGCCACUCCCCUGCUCUUUCCACUGUCUUGGCUACGAAAGGAGGAGAGGGGCCCUCCUGUGCUGCCCCCCCCACUCCCUUCCCUUACUCCGUAGCCCUCACACUCGCUCUCCCCCACUCCUCGCUUCCCUCCCCACAGGUGCUGCUGAACCUGGUGGACAACGCGUUCCGCCGCACGAGUGAGGGCGUGGUGGUGGUACGCGUGAAGGAGGGCGCAGCCGCCCACCUGCUGCGGGUGGAGGUGCAGGACUCGGGCGAGGGGCUGAGCGAGGAGGAGCGAGCGCGCAUGCUGGAGCCCGUCAUGGACUCCAGCGGCGUCACCGAGGGCGAGGGGGCCGGCCUGGCGCUCUAUGUGGUCAAGCUGCUUGUCGACCUGCAGGGCGGCACGUUUGGCAUGGAGAGCGAGUCGGGCGGCGACAAUCUGCACUGGGUGGAGCUGCCAGCUGCCUCUGCCGGUCCGCUGCCGCCCACUGGGGUGACCCACGACCGCCCCGCCAUCACAUAG
Messenger RNA from Closterium sp. Naga37s-1, 1347 nucleotides. The record is from the annotation of a GenBank genome assembly. Lineage: Eukaryota; Viridiplantae; Streptophyta; Zygnematophyceae; Desmidiales; Closteriaceae.